AUGACGACAACAAAAGUCAAAACCUCCUCUCUUGAGACUCUAUCAAAACAGCAGCAGCAGCAGCAGCAGCAACAGAAGAGAAAAGAAAAAGAACAACGACGAAAACACUACAAUGAUCAACAAGUUCAAGGAACCAACAAUUCAUCAAUUGUAUCCAAACGUAGUGUUGAAAAAUUGUACUUCGCGCAGUUGCAUCCAGAAUUGGGGACAUGGUUUAGUGAAUUCGUCCCAUCACUGAGACGAGAUCGAAGGUCGCCAGCUAUUAAUCGAGGGUAUUGGAUACGUAUGGAGAGUGUACGACAGACAUUGUAUAAAAUUAUUGGCAGUAGUCAAUGGGGUGAACAAGAUGUGGAAGCGCACGUGGAGAGAGGCGAGAGUGGUGAAAAAAAGAAAGUUGUAAAUGUGGUUAACUUGGGAUGUGGGUUUGACCCAUUACCUUUCCAAGUAUUGAGUAUUAGGAAUAAAGGAUUCAAUUGGGGUGGUAAUGAUGAAAUUGAUGUUAAUUUCUUUGAUAUCGAUUAUCCAGACUUGGUACAAGAGAAAUAUGCCAUGAUUCAGAAAUCACAAAAAAUCAAGCAACUAAUUGGCGAGGAAUUGCCCACUGAUGAUGCAAUGUGUAAAUUGAACACUGUCAAUUACAAAUUAAUUGGAUGUGAUUUGAAAAACUUAACCCAGUAUCAACACAUUGUUGAUCACUUCUUCACCCAAAAGAAUGCACCAUCAUCAUUGUCCAAGUCAUCUAAUGAAAUGAAUGUUUUCAUUGCUGAAGUUUCAUUAGCAUACAUGAAACCACAAUGUGCUAACCCAGUAAUUGAAAUAUCUUCAAACACUGCCAACUCAAAUUUCAUCAUAUUGGAACAAAUCAUGCCCGAUGGUGCCCAAAACGCAUUUGCAACAAAGAUGUUGUACCAUUUCGCACAUUUACGAAACCCCAUCCAGUGUGUUGAGCAAUACCCUACAAAACUGCUACAAUUGAGUCGGUUUGAACAGUAUUACAAAUUUGCAGAAGUGAGAAACCUUUUUGAAAACUGGCAAUUGUUGAUUGAAGAAGAGGAGCAGGAGGUAAAGAGUAAGAUGAUGCAAGUGGAGGAGUUUGAUGAAUGGGAAGAGUUUAUUUUGUUUUGUCAACAUUAUAUUGUUCUUCAUGCAACUAAUGAUGAAUUACAGUUGGUUUAUGAUGAGAAAUUGAAUCUUGACUUUCAGGUUGAUGAUGAUGUUGAUGCACAAAAGGAAGCUGUUGUAUUGCAAGUUGACGAGGAGGUAAAGUUGAGCAUUGAUGAUCGAUUUGAUAAUGAUGAUGUUGAUUUAUUACAAGUUAAAUUCCCCGCAUGUAGUAAAUUGAAUGAGAAUAUUUACGUGCAUGGUGGAUUGAAACAAACAAGAACCAAUGAGACAAUUAUUGUGGACUAUGAAUUCGGCAAAGUUGGCAAGUUAUUGCAACAUGAGUCAACGCACAUCCCACAACCUCGUAUGUGUCAUCAAUUAACCAAUGUUGGUGCGAACUUGUUACUUACUGGAGGUAGAACCAGACCAGGUGAUGUUAAAGAUGACAUCUAUACAUUUGAUGGCCACAAUUGGUUUAGGGUUGGUCAAUUGGAUGCACCAAGAGCUAGGCAUUCAGCAGUGGCUAUAAAUGACGAUACUUUGCUCAUUUUCGGUGGAUUACCAGAAACUUUGAGUCGCGACCCAUUUAUUCUACUAAAUGCAAAAACCAACAAAAUCCAAACUCUUGAAAUACGAGGCGAGUAUAUUGACAACAUGUACAGUGCAACAUUAGUCUUCAAUCAAGAAAAGAGAGAAGGAUACAUUUAUGGAGGAUUCAACGAGAGUCAUUUACCUCGAGUCAAUGACCGAUUAUAUAAAUUCACAAUCAACCAUGACUCAAACCAAAUUACACUUGAUGUGAUUUUGCAACAUCCAAUGUUUGCUCGAAUUGGCAGUCAAGGACAAUUGAUUGACAAUAAUCACGAGGAAAAGCUCUUGAUUGUUGGUGGCGUUUGUUCAGAAACAAUCUUGACUAACAAGACAAGUAUCCUUACUUUGCAAUUGGAUAAAUUGACGUUCAAAAGUGUUGAGAUUCCGUCUAGUGUGAGCAUAAAACAUCCACCAAUUUUCAUUGGAUUUGGUUUAGUUUCUUUAAACUCACAUUCAAGUUUGAUUGUUGGUGGUGGUGCUGUUUGUUAUUCAUUUGGUAGUUGUUACAAUUGUAUAUAUAAAUUAGAGUAUUAG
Molecule: messenger RNA, 2229 nt
Organism: Lodderomyces parapsilosis
Lineage: Eukaryota; Fungi; Ascomycota; Pichiomycetes; Serinales; Debaryomycetaceae
Product: tRNA methyltransferase
Exons: 1
Coding region: 1-2229 (742 amino acids)
Biological process (GO): tRNA methylation; wybutosine biosynthetic process
Molecular function (GO): tRNA methyltransferase activity; protein binding
Source: RefSeq, a predicted model, not a curated record